Molecule: messenger RNA, 1557 nt
Organism: Penicillium argentinense
Lineage: Eukaryota; Fungi; Ascomycota; Eurotiomycetes; Eurotiales; Aspergillaceae
Exons: 2
Coding region: 1-1557 (518 amino acids)
Biological process (GO): carbohydrate transport; transmembrane transport
Cellular component (GO): membrane
Molecular function (GO): carbohydrate:proton symporter activity
Source: RefSeq, a predicted model, not a curated record
AUGACGGCAGACAAAGAGGAGGUCGGCUCCGCGGAGAUCGAGCAUGCCGAUCUGCCUCGAUCCGAGAAAGGAGCUGUUAACGCUCGCCUUGUCUUUGCUUGUGUAGUAUUCAGUGCCGCCUCGUUUAUGUUUGGUUAUGAUGAUAAACUCAUCUCCCCUGUUGCGGCAUUGGAGUCAUUUGUCGCCAAGUUCCAAGGCGUUAACCCAGCUACCGGUACAUUUGUUCUAACGGCUCGCAACCAAAAUAUCAUCUUUUCUAUCCCCUUGGUUGGCGCUGCGAUCGGUGGCUUGCUGGCCUCGCCACUCAACUUCCACUUUGGCCGCAAAUGGCCUGUGGUCGCAGCGUAUAUAAUCUCAAUUGGGGGUGGACUCCUGCAGGUAUUCGCGCCAAGCUUAGGUGCAUUUGUGGGUGGUCGCUUUAUCAAUGGCCUUGCCAUGGGUACUGCCAUGGCGACUGCUCCACUCUAUCUUUCGGAGGUAGUACCUCCCCCGGUGAGAGGUAGAAGCGUCAGCUCCCUCAACAUUCUGAAUCUGAUAGCUGGUGUCGUGGCGACAGUUGUGGUCUGGGGCACAAACAAAAUCAGUGGCCGCUUAGCCUAUCAGAUCCCUCUCGCCAUCCAAAGCGCUAUUCCGGUCAUCUUGUUGGCCUUAACGAUCCUGCUUCCCGAGAGUCCGGAGUGGCUCAUGUCAAAGGGAAACAUAGAACAAGCACGUCACAAUUUGCGCAAACUCCGUGGCUACAGUGACGAACAUCUCGAUGACGAAAUCCGACUGAUGAAGCUCUGUGAAAGAACCACCCGCGAAAUGCUGUCCGAUGUCAAGUUCUGGCACAUCUUCUCGCGUGAACAUCUCAAGCGAACUAUUGUUGCGGGUUCCUUCUUUUCUCUCAACCAGGUCUCGGGUAUCAUCCUAUCCACAACUUAUACAACCGUCUUCCUUACGCAAUUAAAUGUGGCCAAUGCUUUCUCCUUGACCAUCAUCGCCUCAUGCUGCACUUUGGCUGGCACAAUUGCAGCACCGUUAGUCAUCGACCGCGCUGGUAGACGUCCAACCGCACUCGUCGGCAUGACCAUCCUCUUCGCCAUCGACGUCGUUGCCGGCUGUCUCGCUAUCAAGAAAGAAAAUCGACAUGCAUCCCUCACGAUCGCCAUUUUAUCUUUCAUCUUCAAUUUCUUCUGGGCAUCGUCAUUCUUCUCUCUGUCGAGUCUGAUGCCCUCGGAGAUGGCCACGCCAAAGCUCCGCCACUACACCAUGUCUUAUACAAUUACUUGCCAGGAAAUCACAGCCGUCAUCACCACCCUCGCUGUGCCACAGUUGACUUCAGCCGAUGCGGCGAACCUUGGGGCCAAAACUUACCUGGUCUUCGCUGGAUGCAUGGCCUGCAUUAUCGUCUUUAUGUACUUUUACAUGCCGGAAACCCGUGGCCGCACAUUUGCUGAGAUCGAUGAGAUGUACGCUGCCAAAGUCCCGGCGAGAAAGUGGCGGUCUUAUAAGACUUCGGCUGAAGCGAGGACGGGCGAGUCGGCAGCGGAUUCUUCAGAUAAAAUUCGGACAUGA